This is a messenger RNA of Durio zibethinus, 1350 nucleotides long. RefSeq names its product protein PHOSPHATE-INDUCED 1-like. NCBI's taxonomy places the organism in Eukaryota, Viridiplantae, Streptophyta, Magnoliopsida, Malvales, Malvaceae. The record is from RefSeq and is a predicted model, not a curated record.
UUCAGGCCCAUAUAAACCUUUUCUACUCUCUCAUUCUCACGACUCAAACUCAAACUCAAAACUCAAAAAUGGCUUCUUUUGUUACUCAAAAUGCCUUGAAAAUUUUCCUUAUAUUGUCUUUGUUCCAAAUCUCUUUGGCUGGACGGAAGCUGAGUGAAGUGGUGCAAGAACAGCCUCAGCUCUUGAUAUACCACAACGGUCCUCUCCUUUCGGGCAGAAUUACAAUCAAUCUGAUUUGGUAUGGCAAGUUCAAGCCUACCGAGAGGGCUAUUAUCACUGAUUUUAUUACCUCCCUUUCAUCUAGUACUACACCGUCUCAAAACAACCAACCCUCCGUUGCCCAGUGGUGGAGGACCACCGAGAAAUACUAUCACCUCAGCUCUAAGAAAUCCUCUACUUCCCUGUCUUUGGGAAAACAGAUUUUUGAUGAGAAUUAUUCUCUUGGGAAGUCACUCGAGAACGAGCAAAUUGUUGAAUUGGCCUCAAAGGGUAAGCAUAAGAAUGCUAUUAACGUUGUCUUAACAGCAUCUGAUGUUGCUGUUGAAGGGUUUUGCAUGAGCCGGUGUGGAACUCAUGGGUCUGCCUUGAGCUCCAGGAAUAUUGGUCACAUCAACGCCAAGACGUACUCCAAAUUCGCUUAUAUUUGGGUAGGUAACUCCCAGACCCAGUGCCCUGGUCAAUGUGCUUGGCCAUUCCACCAACCAAUCUACGGACCGCAAAAUCCACCUUUGAUUGCACCAAACAACAAUGUGGGCCUUGACGGCAUGGUGAUCAACUUGGCUAGCCUCAUUGCCGGGACUGUCACGAACCCUUUUGGAAAUGGUUACUUUCAGGGUCCAGCUGAGGCACCAUUGGAAGCUUCAUCAGCUUGUCCUGGAAUUUAUGGUAAAGGAGCUUAUCCAGGCUAUGCAGGAAACCUACUUGUAGACCCAACUACUGGUGCUAGCUACAAUGCUCGUGGUGACAAUGGAAGGAAGUACUUACUUCCUGCUUUGUAUGAUCCUGCUACAUCAUCCUGCUCAACUUUGGUCUAACAAUUUGAAGCAGUGAUUAGCAAAUUAGUGUUCGCAGAUGUACAUGUUUAUGGAAGGAUGUAAUUCUUUUAUUUGUUAAUGUAUUUUGCUUAUGCAGAUAACUAAUAAUAGAUCAGCAAACUACUUUGGUUUGCUAUUUUCAUAAUUUGCAGUUCUUAUUUACUUUCAAGUGUUAGAUGGGAGUGUUGAUUUUACACUGUUAAUCUCUCCAUCAGCUAAUCAGCAUUCCCAAAGUUUUUCUUAUUAACUCUAAUGCUUUAUUUUCAUAUAAUUGGUUCAAGAUUUGGUCAAGAAUCUAGGCAUUACUUGGGAAACU